Moesziomyces antarcticus is the source of this 1635-nucleotide messenger RNA. RefSeq names its product MFS monosaccharide transporter. The transcript has a single exon. Gene Ontology annotation, cellular component: membrane. The record is from RefSeq and is a predicted model, not a curated record. Gene Ontology annotation, molecular function: carbohydrate:proton symporter activity. Gene Ontology annotation, biological process: transmembrane transport; carbohydrate transport. Bases 1 to 1635 code for a protein of 544 amino acids. NCBI's taxonomy places the organism in Eukaryota, Fungi, Basidiomycota, Ustilaginomycetes, Ustilaginales, Ustilaginaceae.
AUGGCUGGAGGUGCUGUUGUCGAUACCGGCUACGCCUCCACUGGCCCUGUGGCCCGCCCCGCUAGCGUGAGACAGUCGCUCCCGGCCAUUCUGGUGGCCGCUGCUUCCGCUUUCGGUGGUGUUCUCUUCGGUUACGACACUGGUACCAUUUCGGGUCUCCUCGUCAUGGAGAACUUCCGUGAGACCUUCGGACAGUACUUCGAUAACAUCCCCUCCAACACCUCCGGUGUACCCAAGCCCGGUUUCGAUCUGACGACCAGCGACCAGUCGCUUGUCGUCUCGAUUCUCUCCGCCGGUACCUUCGUUGGUGCCCUGGCUGGUGCUCCCAUCUCGGACGUCCUCGGUCGCCGAUGGGGUAUGCAGGUCGCUCUCCUCGUCUUCUGCGUCGGUGUCGUCAUGCAGAUGGCCACCACUGACUUCGGUGUCUUUACUGGCGGCCGUGUCGUCGCUGGUCUCGGUGUUGGUAUCCUCUCAACCAUCGUCCCCAUGUACCAGUCCGAGACUGCUCCUCGCUGGAUCCGUGGUGCCGUUGUCUCCGGUUACCAGUGGGCUAUCACCAUCGGUCUCCUCAUCGCUUCGCUCGCUACCUACGGCACCAAGAACCGCACAAACACCAGCUCGUGGCGCAUCCCCGUCGGUAUUCAGUUCGCGUUUGCUCUUAUCCUUUGCGGUUUCUUCCUUGUCCUCCCCGAGUCGCCCCGUUGGCUCGUCAAGAAGGGCAACCACGAGGCUGCCUCCAAGUCGCUCGCCCGCCUCAACUCCACCGACGUUGACGACCCAAUCGUCCGCUCCGAGCUCUCGGUCAUCCAGACCAACCUCGAUAUCGAGCUGACCCACAGCACCGGCUCGUACCUCGACUGCUUCAAGCCUAACGACCGCCGUUACUUCCUCCGCUCCUUCACCGGCAUCUUCAUCCAGGCCUUCCAGCAGCUCACCGGUAUCAACUUCAUCUUCUACUUCGGCACCACCUUCUUCCAGAACGCCCUCCCCGGCUCCAACCCCUUCAUCUUUUCGGUCAUUUCCAAUGUCGUCAACGUCGUCACCACCCUCCCAGGCAUGUACAUGAUGGAGCGCGUCGGUCGCCGCAACCUCCUCAUCUGGGGUGCCGUCUGGAUGUGCCUUUGCGAGCUCAUCGUCGCCGUCGUCGGCACUGCCGUACCCAACACCAACCAGUCCGGUGGCAAGGCCCUCAUCGCCUUUGUCUGCAUCUACAUCGCCGGCUUCGCCUCCACCUGGGGUCCCGCUGCCUGGGUCGUCUGCGGUGAGAUCUUCCCUCUCGCCAUCCGCGCUAAGGCUCUCUCGCUCUGCACUGCCUCCAACUGGCUGUGGAACUUCGGCAUUGGCUUCGCCACUCCCUAUCUCGUCCAGUCCGGCCCUGGCCACGCUGGUCUUGGCACCAAGGUGUUCUUCAUCUGGACCGGCACUUGCGCCGGCUGCGCCGUCUUUGCCUACUUCUUCAUCUACGAGACCCGUCUGCUGUCGCUCGAGGAGGUCGACGAGAUGUACGCCCAGACCACCGCCAUCAAGUCGUCCGCCGCCAACGCCGAGAUCCGCGCUCGUCGCUCGGACCUCGAGGGUGCCGUCGCCCCCGUCAAGGAGGACGAGCUCGCCACCCACGACGAGAAGAAGUACUAA